This is a messenger RNA of Symbiodinium necroappetens, 762 nucleotides long. Lineage: Eukaryota; Dinophyceae; Suessiales; Symbiodiniaceae. The record is from the annotation of a GenBank genome assembly.
AUGUCGUGGGAAGAGAUCUUCCCCAAGAAGCCGAUGGACAGGCUGCGCUGGCUCUUCAAAGCCUGUAAGGCGGCGAAAGAGGGGCGGAUCAAGCCAAACCCACUGUACAACGUCGUGGCUCACAGGAGAUUUCUCGAAGGCCUCAAGGGCAGCAUUGCCACCGAUUGCCUCAAUCUCAUCCGUGGCCACAUCCACCUUUUCAGCCCGAAGCAGCAAAAGCAGCUGCAGUCUGACAACUUCGAGCUGUUCCGAAAGUAUGCCCCAAUCAGUGUCCUGGACUCUGACGACGAUGAGGAUGCUGCGCCGCCGUUGCCGCCACCUCCGGAGGUCCAUGUGGAGAUGAAGGACAAAAAAAGGAAGAGGGGCGAACAGCGGAAGCAAGUGGAAGAGGAGGAAGAAUUCGGUUUCAGCGAUGAUGAAACCGAGGUCAAGAAGGCGAGGAUCUUGGCCAAGGGCAUCGAAAGGCGAAUUGACCCAGCAGAUGGCCAGGCUUACUCCCUGGAGGAGUUCAUCACAGAGUACGGUGGCAGCGGGGACAAGCCACCUGUCGAGUGGGAGAACUCCAAACAUACCUCGAUGCUCGGCUGCAUGUGCCCCACCUUCCACUCAGUGCUGACGAUGGCCAAUUCAUCGAAGCUUCAGAUGCCGCUGCGGCAGAGUGCAGUGCUUGCACUGUGCUGGCGUGUGACAGAUGCAGUCGGGGAAAGGUUGCAGGGACGGAGCAAUAGAUGCGAGAUUCGCAGGUUCAUCUACAAGGAGUAG